AUGGACGCCGACGUCCCAAAGAGCGGACAUGAGUCUCUCCCUUCAACCGCGCCUACCGAACGAACUUCCAUGAUGUCCCGAGACCCAGGACCUGAGACCCCCAAGAUGGCUCACGAUUCUAUGGUUACGGUUCGCCUCUCAGAGCCCGAGUCCAUCGUACUAGAUUCCCCCGUCGCCACCACAGGCCUUGAUACAAAUCAAUCGACGCCGACCAAGGUUCCAGCCUCCGACGAAGUCUCCGUCUGCGAAACCCCCGAACCCAGCCUGAAGCGGACCGACACGAUCGAAGAAGUCGACGAAGAAGACGAAGGUGUCAAGACUCCGAGUAAGGAAGAGGCAGCAAACACGGGAACCCCUCGUGAAUCCUCACCGACCAUGCCACCACCCAUCCUUACGACCCGAUCCCUGCGGGAGGAGCUUGCUGACGAUGGUCACGUUUCGGAUGACCAGGAAGAGGUGAACUGGGAGCAACUGGAGAAGACAGAAGAUGAGCAGACCAAAGAUGAAGAGACGGAUAACUCGACGGCACUGUUGUUGGCCCGGCUUGAACAGGAGAAUGCAAAGCUGGCUACGAACCCAAAGAGCGUCAAAGUCCAAGCCGUAGACCGCGCCACUGCGGAGCGCAGUGCGGUCAGCAAACCUCGCCCGCCCUCCAUGGCCCAGCUUCGACAGAUGGUCCAGGGACCGACGCCCCCUGCUUUGCGGUACUCGAUGCUCCCUCCGCCUCCCAUGACAGACCUCGAGUUCUACGCCGCCCUGGUCAAGGAUUAUCAGCAGACAGCCGCCCGGCUACCGACGCUCCUCUCAAAUAAGAUCCGCAAGGGCAUCCCGCCGCCGCUGCGUGGGGUGGUAUGGCAGAGCAUGUCCGGGGCCCGGGACGCCGCGUUGGAGGAACAGUAUGACCGCUUCUGCGGUGAAUCUAGCCCUUAUGAGAUUAUCAUUGGCAAGGACCUGGGCCGAAGCUUCCCAGGAGUAGACAUGUUCCGCGACCCUGAGGGCGACGGUCAGCGUAUGCUUGGCCGCGUCCUCAAGUGCUUCAGUCUCUACGACACCAAGAUCGGUUAUUGCCAGGGGCUCGCCUUUCUGGUCGGCCCAUUGCUGAUGCACAUGCCCGACAAGCAGGCCUUUUGUGUUCUGGUCCGCCUCAUGGAGCGAUAUGACCUGAGGGCAUGCUUCCUCCCUGAUCUCUCUGGCCUCCACGUCCGCAUCUACCAGUUCAAGGAGCUGCUGAGGCAGAGCCUGCCGGUGCUGUCGAAUCACCUCGACGACCUCCAGGUGGACCCUGCCUAUGUCUCUCAAUGGUUUCUGAGCUUCUUCGCCGUGACCUGCCCCUUGCCGAUGCUGUUCCGCAUCUACGAUGUUAUCUUUGCCGAGGGCGCUUCAGAGACAUUGAUGAGAGUCGCGCUAUCCCUAAUGCGGAAGAAUGAGGCGCGACUAUUGGCUUGCACUGAGAUGGAGGAUGUGAUGCAGCUUCUUCUGUCCCGUGGCCUUUGGGAUUGCUACCACUACAACGCCGAUGAGUUUGUCCAGGACUUUGUCGGUUUGACAAGCGUUGUGACAAGGGAAAACAUGCAGCAGCUGGAGCAAAGCUACCGGGAAUCCAAGACGGCCACCGCCAACCCUGUUCGGGGAUCCGAGAUAACCACUGCAGCUAGCCGGUUCCUGGGUCGUAUCUGGGCAACCUCCACAACCAGCCUGUCACCCAAGUCGACCAACCUGAGCCCAGGACACACGGCGCCCGCAAGGCCGCUAAGCAUGCUGCGCCGCAGUGCCUCGAAGCAGAGUCUCGCAUCAACACUAAACUCCAUGGAGGCCAGCUCAGCAAGCGUCACCAGCUCGACGUCGACAGACGCCACCACUGUCUCGAGGGAUUCUUCCAAUACCGAGGAUGGAGGUAUCGUGCGCGAGUCGACUCCAGUCGGCACCAAGUCCAUGAUCGCUCACAAGAACCUUGACGAGCGUAACCUGCACGGCCAGAUUGAGGACUUGUUGACGGCUCUGAGCGAGCUGCAGCGCAACCAUGCACUCCUGUCGAACCAGCUUCAGCGAGAGCGUGAGGAGCGACAGGAGGAUCGUAAGGCGGUUCAGUCGCUUCUCAAUGGCCUGAGGCGGAAGGCAAGCCACGACUCGUCGUCAACUGAGUCGAGCGGUCCUCGAGUCACAGUCUCGUCGGUAGACAACAAGGAGCAAGAUCCGGAAGACGAGACCGACGAGACCAAGGAGCCCAAGGAGCCCAAAACACCAGUAUCUGAAGAAAAGGAUCAAUCCAAACAGGAAAAGACCCAAGAAGACUCCCCUUCUACUCAGGACCUGGAGAAUCUGCUUGACAUGGUGGAGCGUCGGUUCCAGACUGAAGAGGAGAAGCGACGGUCCUCGAUGCUCAUAUCGAAAGCGCAGCUGCGUGAAGAGUUAUCUCAUGCCAAGGAUCAACUCGCUGGUGCCAUGUCGCAAUCGCAAGAGUACAGCCGUCAGAUUCAUGACCUGAACCAAGAGAUGUCAACGAUCAAAGAGCAACUCCGUGAGAGCCAUGCCCAUGUCAGAACUCUCCACCAAGACAAGCAAAGGCUAGAGAAGCAGAUGCAUGGCUUGAAGUCUCGAGUGUCGGCCAGCUCGGCUCAUGAGUCGAGUAGGGACCCAGAGGCGGACCGCAGCAGCAAGGCGAGUGGAGUUGGUCUGCGAGAGUUCAAGCUUGGCCGCAGCAAAUCGACACCAUCGCAGUCCGAAAGCGAGCCCGCGCCGACAAGCAAGUUCAACAAGCGAAUAUCGUCUCUGCCGCGGGGCCAUGAAGCUGUGCCAAUGGUGACCACGACAGCGCCUGGACCAUCACCAAGUGAACAUGAGGCUUUGCUCGUGGAGCUCGUUCAGGCCAAGACGGCCGAGGCCGUGGCCAAGCAGGAGGCAGAGGAGGCUCGGCAGAAGCUGGAGGCUCUGCGGAGAUCUCACGGACUGGGCCGUGUCGAAUCGUCGCACGGCUCCUCGGCAUCGCAAUCCGGAUCCGGAGGCGUGUUCGGCCUACUUACCGGUCACGGGAUGGGCCACGGAGUUGCUUCGGCAAACGAGCCCCCGGCAGCUAAGCCGGCACUGGCGAAUUCAGGAUCGCCAGCAGCAUCCGGAGGAGGGUUCUGGGGCUGGCGGAGGUGA
Molecule: messenger RNA, 3141 nt
Organism: Fusarium keratoplasticum
Lineage: Eukaryota; Fungi; Ascomycota; Sordariomycetes; Hypocreales; Nectriaceae
Product: Rab-GAP TBC domain-containing protein
Exons: 3
Coding region: 1-3141 (1046 amino acids)
Source: RefSeq, a predicted model, not a curated record